AGUCACUGCAUCGGGUCCAUCUGUACAACUCACUCUCUCUCUCUCUUCUCAUUUCUCUCUCCACGUCUCUCCAUCUCUCUCUCCUCUCUUUAGGCAGAGCCUACAAGACAGCAACACCAACACCUCUUGACAUGGAAAUACACUGAUACAGUAGUCAAAAGAAACACUCGGUUGCAUCUCCCGGUUCCAGGUGGCCUUAUUUGGGCGAUUUGAUCCUGACCUUAUUCCUGUGAUGGAGGAUUCGGGCAUCCAGAGAGGCAUCUGGGAUGGAGAUGCCAAAGCUGUCCAACAAUGUCUGACAGAUAUUUUUACCAGCGUUUACACCACCUGCGACAUCCCUGAGAAUGCUAUAUUCGGUCCCUGCGUCCUGAGCCAUACUUCCCUGUACGACAGCAUAGCUUUCAUAGCUCUGAAGUCCACCGACAAGAGAACCGUCCCUUAUAUCUUCCGGGUAGACACCUCAGCGGCGAAUGGUUCCUCAGAAGGUCUGAUGUGGCUACGUUUGGUCCAAUCAGCCAGAGAUAAAGAAGAGCAGAACCUUGAAGCCUACAUAAAAAACGGACAGCUGUUUUACCGCUCUCUCCGCAGGAUUGCCAAAGAUGAGGAGUUAUUAGUUUGGUACGGGAAAGAACUGACUGAGUUACUCUUGCUCUGCCCCUCUAGAUCCCACAGCAAAAUGAAUGCAGGGUCGUCCCCUUACACAUGCCUGGAAUGCAGCCAACGUUUCCAGUUUGAGUUUCCCUAUGUGGCGCAUCUGCGCUUCCGCUGCCCCAAGAGACUUCACAGCGUUGAUGUGAGCCCCCGAGAGGAGCAAAGCAGCGGCGUGGGCACCAAGGAUCACGGGGGCGGCGGCGGCGGCAAGGACCAGCAGCCAGCGCAGCCGCAGGAGGCACCCUUGGGUCCCAGCCCCAAGUUCUGCAAAGCCGGCCCGGUCCACCACUACCCGGCCCCCUCCCCUGAGGGCGGUAACCCGCCUGCGGCUGGCGGCGGCGGCAGCAGCGCGAAGCCGUCCACGGACUUUCACAACCUGGCGCGGGAGCUGGAGAACUCCGGGGGAGCCAGCAGCUGCUCCCCUGUGCGGAGCCUCAGCGGCGGCAGCGACCACCAGGAGGCGGAGCUGAGUCCCGACGGCAAUGCCGCGGGCGUGGGCAAAGGGAAGAGGAAAUUCCCGGAGGAGGCGGCGGAGGGCGGCGGCGGCGGCGGCUGCGCGGGGCUCGUGGGGGGCCGGGGCCGCUUCGCCGAGCGGCCCCCGCCCGCCUCCAAGGAGGACCUGGUGUGCACGCCCCAACAGUACCGCGCCUCGGGCAGCUACUUCGGCCUGGAAGAGAACAGCCGCCUCUUCGCGCCGCCCAGCCCGGAGACAGGCGAGGCGAAGCGCAGCGCCUUCGUGGAGGUGAAGAAGGUGGCCCGAGCGGCCGGUGUGCAGGAGGAGGCGGCCGCCGACGGCGGGAGCACGGCCGCCGAGGAGCACGACGCGGGCGGCGGAGGCUCCGCCACGCCCGUGGCCGCGUCGCCGGCCGGCUCCGAGAAGCUGCUGGCCCCGCGGCCCGGGGGAGCGCUGCCCGGCCGGCUGGAGGGCGGCAGCCCGGCGCGGGGCAGCGCCUUCACCUCGGUGCAGCAGCUGGGCGGCGCGGGCGGCAACGGCGCAGGGGGCGGUGCCGGCGCUGGGGCCGCGGGCGGGGCGGGCGGCGGCCAGGGCGCCGCGUCGGACGAGCGCAAAAGCGCCUUCUCGCAGCCGGCGCGCUCCUUCUCUCAGCUGUCCCCGCUGGUGCUGGGCCAGAAGCUGAGCGCGCUCGAGCCCUGCCACCCCGGAGACGGUGUGGGGCCCACCAGACUGUACUCCGCCGCCUCCGAUCCUCUGGCCGUGAAGCUCCAAGGAGCUGCGGACCUGAACGGAGGUUGCGGGUCCCUGCCGAGUGGCGGUGGCGGCGGCGGCGGCGGGCUGCCCAAACAGAGCCCCUUCCUCUACGCCACCGCCUUCUGGCCCAAGAGCUCCGCCGCCGCGGCGGCCGCGGCGGCUGCGGCCGCGGGGCCCCUGCAGUUGCAGCUGCCCUCGGCGCUCACGCUGCUGCCGCCCUCCUUCACCUCUCUGUGUCUGCCCGCGCAGAACUGGUGCGCCAAGUGCAAUGCCUCCUUCCGCAUGACCUCCGACCUGGUGUACCACAUGAGGUCUCAUCACAAAAAGGAGUACGCCAUGGAGCCCUUGGUGAAACGCAGACGGGAGGAGAAACUCAAGUGCCCCAUUUGCAACGAGUCCUUCAGGGAGCGCCACCACCUCUCCAGGCACAUGACCUCGCAUAAUUGACACGGAAAGGACUCCAGCUUUCCACGCGCGCACACGCACAGUCGAGCCCUGCAGGAGCAAACACACGAGGACAUCCGCCACCUCCUUGUGACCUGAAACAUCGCACCCAGACACACACACACACACACACACACACACACACACACAGGAGACAAGAUGGUGGAUUUUUGAUUGGGUGGGGUGUUUAAGAGGUUUUCUUUUGAAUGCACGUAUUUUCACUUUCCCCAAAACAAAGUACAUUUUUUAAAAUGUCAUAUAUUGCAACAUAUUGAUGCAUUUGUCAUACGUUUCUACUUAAAUUAUUAAGCACUUACGAUUUAGAUGGAAUAAUAUGUAAGGGCAAAAUUUAUUUUAGAUAUAAAGUAAAGGAGGAGGGUGAGAUGCUUUCUGCAUCUCUUGAUUACAGUUUGUGUUCCUACAAAAAUAAGCAAAACAAAUAAAAAGGGGGUCACCAUUCAAUUUAAGUUUCCAGGGGGAAGUGCAUGUAUCAUGAAAUGAUUAUGGACUUCAAUGAAGAAUGUCAUCAUUAUGUAAAUAUGUAUUUCCUUUUAAUACAAAGUGUAAUUUUGUGCCAGUGAA
Molecule: messenger RNA, 2884 nt
Organism: Physeter macrocephalus (sperm whale)
Lineage: Eukaryota; Metazoa; Chordata; Mammalia; Artiodactyla; Physeteridae
Gene: PRDM8
Product: PR/SET domain 8
Exons: 4
Coding region: 233-2305 (690 amino acids)
Biological process (GO): regulation of DNA-templated transcription; oligodendrocyte development
Cellular component (GO): nucleus
Molecular function (GO): protein binding
Source: RefSeq, a predicted model, not a curated record